Messenger RNA from Telopea speciosissima, 516 nucleotides. RefSeq lists its product as uncharacterized. NCBI's taxonomy places the organism in Eukaryota, Viridiplantae, Streptophyta, Magnoliopsida, Proteales, Proteaceae. The record is from RefSeq and is a predicted model, not a curated record. The coding region runs from base 105 to 497 and encodes 130 amino acids. The transcript is spliced from 4 exons.
UUUUCAAGUUUUUCUUCCUCUGUUUCGCAUAAUUACUUGACUUGUUAUUUAGAUUUCGUCGAACAGUCUCAACUCCAACAAGCGUUCAUUCUCCAAAUGGACUAAUGGACAACGAAGGAGAUAUCGAAGUAGUAAGAAAGCGAAUGAAACCAGCGGCGGUCAAGAAAGGAAAUGAGGCAGUUGAGGUCGUUGAAGAAGAGACAGAAACGAACGUUGCCGUAGCGGGAUCCGAAGAGAUGGAACUCAGCAUCGCUCGUCUCCUUGAAAGAAUCGAACGCUUCACUCAACUGGUGUCGGAGCUGCUGGAAACUGGGAAGAACAUGUUCAAGGAACUCAGCAAUGAAUUUGAGGAACGGAUGAUCAUAAUACACAAGGAACAGAUCGAGAAAUGGCAGGAGGAGAUAAAUGAGCUUCGAUUGAUCGACGCAUCAAAUGAGGAGGCUAACGCUGUUUUGCACAAUGCUCGCUUUUUACUACAUCAGAGCGCCCCAAAGUAACUGCUCUUCUGGUGCGCGG